UCUUCCAUUUUGGCACAUUGCCCCUCACCAGACAUAAAGUGCACUACUUAAUAUUUUGUCUCAAGAAAUUCAAAAAACCGAACAACCGCUGAGGAAUCAAAUCAAACACAGAAAAAUCCUACACAAGAAAGCAUUAUCUUCUUGCAUUGUAUCAGGUACACAACCAGUGCUCCCAAUUUCUCACUAAAACCCUAAAACCCCAAUUCUCUUAAUCAAUCAAAUGUCUCACUCUCAAACUUUACCACUCAAGAGACAACAAGGUGAACAACCCCCUUCAGAUGAUGGCUCCUCUGCUAUUAAGCCUUCUCGUCUCAAAAUUUCAUUACCCUCUGAAGAUAGCGACAAAAAGAAUGCGAACAAGAGACUUAAAGAUGUUGAAAUUUGUGUCCCUAUAGUUUAUGGGACUAUUGCAUUUUAUCUGGGUAGGAAGGCCAGUGAGUCCCAAUCUCAUAAGUGGACAGUUUAUGUACGUGGAGCUUCUAAUGAAGAUCUUAGUGUGGUUGUUAAGAAGGUUGUUUUUCAGUUGCAUCCUAGUUUCAAUAACCCUACAAGAGUUGUUGAAUCGCCCCCUUUUGAGAUAUCAGAAUGUGGUUGGGGUGAAUUUGAAAUAGCCAUCACCCUCUUUUUCCAUAGUGAUGCCUGUGAAAAACAGUUGGAUUUGUAUCACCAUUUGAAAUUGUAUCCUGAAGAUGAAUCUGGUCCUCAGACUACAAAGAAACCUGUUGUUGUUGAAUCUUACAACGAGGUUGUUUUUCCUGAACCUUCUGAGGGUUUUGUUGCACGCGUGCAGAAUCAUCCUGCUGUUGUUGUUCCUAGGCUUCCUGUUGGUUUGAAUUUACCAAGCCCCGUACCUUUUGAUCCUAUGAAUGACAAGGAGAGAGGCGGCACCAAAGAUCAUCCACUAAGCCAGUGGUUCCUGAACUUCUCAGAGGCGGAUGAGCUCUUAAAACUAGCAGCAUCCCGCCAACAGGUGCAAGCUCACAUUGUUAAGCUGCGAAGGCAAUUAAAUUUGUUGGAAGGAUUACCUCAGUCAAAACAGCCAUCUGGUUAUGAAUGUACAUGAUUUUAAUCUUGAUAAAUAUUUUUCUGGGGCUUUCACUUUAGGGUUAAACUUGGAAGGUUAGUUAUGAAUUAUUAUGUAUAUAUAUGCGUAUCACGUUCCUUGUAGAUUGUUUUGAACAUAUUUCUAUCUGUAGAAGCCAACAGUUUGGAAUUUUAGAAGAAUAGAUAUGGUAAUUGGCAUUUAUGCUGAAACAUUUAUAUGUUGAUAGAUAUUUGUAUUA
This is a messenger RNA of Cicer arietinum (chickpea), 1283 nucleotides long. Its product is annotated as transcription initiation factor TFIID subunit 14b. The record is from RefSeq and is a predicted model, not a curated record. Gene Ontology annotation, biological process: regulation of DNA-templated transcription. NCBI's taxonomy places the organism in Eukaryota, Viridiplantae, Streptophyta, Magnoliopsida, Fabales, Fabaceae.